GAAGUGGAACGACUACGAAAGGAUAGCAAAAGAAGAGGAACAUUGUUCUCACAUCGUAAAAAGGCUUUGUUCCGGAAAGCAGACCGUAUUUUCCAAGACUGCGAUGCAAAGGUUUAUACCUUUAUCGAGCGGAAGGGCCGUAUCUGGAUCUACACUAGCCAUCCCUCCGACGAUACCUUGCCCCGUAGUCAAGCGUCACUAGUGAGA
This is a messenger RNA of Colletotrichum godetiae, 207 nucleotides long. RefSeq lists its product as uncharacterized. The transcript has a single exon. NCBI's taxonomy places the organism in Eukaryota, Fungi, Ascomycota, Sordariomycetes, Glomerellales, Glomerellaceae. The record is from RefSeq and is a predicted model, not a curated record. The annotation marks the transcript as partial. Gene Ontology annotation, molecular function: DNA binding; protein dimerization activity.